AUGGCAGAUACUGAAUAUUUGAAAUACAAAGAUCCAAAGCAACCAUUGAAUACUAGAAUUAAGGAUCUUGUUGGUAGAAUGACUUUGGAAGAGAAAAUCGGUCAAAUGCUUCAAAUUGAGCGCACGGUUGCUUCUGCUGAUAUAGUGAACAAGUAUUACAUUGGGAGUCUUCUGAGUGCUGGUGGAACUGUUCCUAAGGUGAACGCAACUGCAAAUUAUGGGGUUGAUAUGGUGAAUAAGUUUCAAAAAGGUGCAUUGUCGACUAGGCUUGGAAUUCUAAUAAUAUAUGGAGUUGAUGCUGUUCAUGGUCAUAACAAUGUUUAUAAUGCUACUAUUUUUCCUCACAAUAUCGGUCUAGGGGCUACAAGCACUUCAACGAUAUUGGGCGAUCCUCAACUAGUGAAGAAGAUUGGUGAUGCAACUGCUCUUGAAGCAAGAGCGACCGGAGUUUCAUAUCUCUUCGCUCCUAGCAUCGCGGUUUGUAGAGAUCCAAGAUGGGGUAGAUGUUAUAAAAGUUAUAGUGAAGAUCAUAAAAUUGUUCAAGCUAUGACCGAGAUAAUUCUAGGAUUGCAAGGUGAUAUCCCUCCACAUUCACGCAAGGGUGUUCCAUAUGUUGCUGGAAACAAGAAAGUAGCAGCUUGUGCAAAACACUAUGUUGGUGAUGGUGGAACGACAAAAGGAAUCAAUGAGAAUAACACAGUUAUAACAAGACAUGAAUUGCUUAGCAUUCACAUGCCAGCUUACUAUGACUCAAUUAUUAAGGGUGUCUCAACCAUCAUGGGUUUUGUCAUGUCAGAUUUUUUCGGAAUUGACAAGAUAACUUCACCUCCUCAUGCUAACUACACACAUUCAAUUGAAGUCGGAGUAAAUGCCGGUAUUUACAUGGUAAUGACUGCAGCUGACUUCCGAGAAUUCAUAGAUGGCUUAUCUUUACUAGUGAAAACAAAUGUUGUAUCUAUGAAAAGAAUCAAUGAUGCAGUGAAGAGAAUUUUGAGAGUCAAGUUUGAGCAUAGAGAGUUGGCUAGAGAAGCUGUGAGGAAAUCAUUGGUACUAUUAAAGAACGGUGAAAGCGUUGAUAAGCCGUUGCUUCCUCUUCCUAAAAUGGCUUCAAAAAUACUUGUUUCCGGAAUUCAUGUUGAUAAUCUAAGCUAUCAAUGUGGUGGAUGGACGAUUCAAUGGCAAGGGCUUAGGAGCAACAACAUUACUAGUGGUACGACAAUUCUGAGUGCGAUAAAAAAUACAGUUGAAAAAGACACUAAGAUAGUCUAUCAGGAGAAUCCAUCUCUCGAAUAUGUAAAAUCAAAUGAUUUUUCAUAUGCAAUUGUGGUAGUCGGAGAAACACCAUAUGCGGAAACAAAUGGCGACAGUUUAAACUUAACCAUCUCAGGUAAUGGGGCAGAAACAAUAAACAAUGUAUGCAGCGGAGUGAGAUGUGUGGUUGUGUUAAUAACUGGUAGACUUGUGGUUAUGUUACCAUAUAUUGACAUAAUCGAAGGACUUGUUGCGGCAUGGCUUCCUGGUAGUGAAGGUUACGGUAUUACAGAUGUUUUGUUUGGUGAUUAUGGAUGUAGUGGUAAACUUCCAAGGACAUGGUUUAAGAGUGUUGAUCAAUUACCUAUGAAUGUUAGUGAUUCUCAUUAUGAUCCUUUGUUUCCAUUUGGAUUUGGUCUUACUACUCAAGGUCUUAAGAAUACUUAG
Messenger RNA from Vicia villosa (hairy vetch), 1698 nucleotides. RefSeq lists its product as uncharacterized. Gene Ontology annotation, biological process: glucan catabolic process. NCBI's taxonomy places the organism in Eukaryota, Viridiplantae, Streptophyta, Magnoliopsida, Fabales, Fabaceae. The record is from RefSeq and is a predicted model, not a curated record. Gene Ontology annotation, molecular function: beta-glucosidase activity. The transcript has 8 exons. Bases 1 to 1698 code for a protein of 565 amino acids.